AUGUUAAAUAGAAUUCAUUUUUUGACAAGAAACUCAUGCCGAUAUAAAUCUUCCUUUGCAGUAGCUUUGAAUGCGGUGAGUAAGUUAGUCACACCACAGUCAUUAUUGAAUAAUCCAAUAUCUCUGGUAUCAAAUGAAAUGAAUAAUCUUGUUAGAAAUAUCAUUGCUUUAAUUGGUACUGGUAACCCAUAUUUGGAUCGUGUAUCAAGCUAUUAUUUUGAGACCGAAGGUAAAAAAGUUAGACCUCUAUUAGUCCUUUUAUUAUCCCGUGCACUAAGUGAAAUUCCAAUGGAUAAAAGACAAAUACCUCCGUAUCUAUCAAAUGAUAACAUAACCACCUCGUUGAAUAACUCCAUUCAAUGGUUAAAACAACAACCUGUCGAAUCAUUUACACCACUGAAUAUCUUUCAAGGUCUCACUAAUGCUGAUAUAAAACAUUCUAGGUUCCAUCCUUUGACGCAAGCAAGCUUAUCCUUUAAAAAUAAUAAUAUUGAAUCUUUCGACAAGGAGAAUGGGAUUCUUCCAAGACAGAGACGUUUAGCUGAAAUUGUAGAGAUGAUCCACACUGCCUCCCUGUUGCACGAUGAUGUUAUUGAUCAUGCUGAUACAAGAAGAGGUAAGCCAAGUGGAAAUGUGGUCUUUACCAAUAAAAUGGCUGUCUUGGCUGGUGAUUUCCUUUUAGGAAGGGCCACUGUGGCUAUAUCUAGAUUACGAGAUCCCCAGGUAGUGGAGAUUAUGUCAAGUUGUAUUGCAAGUCUUGUAGAAGGUGAGUUUAUGCAAUUACACAACACCGAUGAAUAUGAUCCAAAACCAAACACAGGUAAAAAGUCAACUAGUAUCAGUAAGAUUGACGAAGCCUUCGAUUAUUAUAUACACAAAUCCUAUUUAAAAACUGGCUCUCUAAUCGCAAUGUCUUUAAGAAGUGCAGCCAUAUUAUCUGGUGUCAAACCAAACGUCAUUGAAUCAUGCUAUGAAUUCGGUAAAAAUCUUGGUCUAUGCUUCCAGUUGAUUGACGAUAUGCUGGAUUUUACAAGUUCAAGUAAACAAAUGGGGAAGACAACUAAUGUGGAUUUGAAACUAGGCAUAUCAACAGCUCCAGUCUUAUUUGCAUGGAAGGAGGAUCCAAGUCUCGGGGAUUUAAUUGAAAGAAAUUUUGAAUUGCCUGGCGAUGUAGAAAGAGCUUUACAGUUGGUAUACAAAUAUGAUGGUGCAAAGAAAACUUAUGAGCUGGCUCGUGAGUAUAGAGAUAAAGCCUUAAAGAAUCUAAGAGAGGCUUUGCCUGAAUCAGACUCAAGAUCUGCAUUAGAGUUUUUAACUAACUCAAUCUUAACAAGAAGAAAAUAA
Molecule: messenger RNA, 1344 nt
Organism: Arxiozyma heterogenica
Lineage: Eukaryota; Fungi; Ascomycota; Saccharomycetes; Saccharomycetales; Saccharomycetaceae
Gene: COQ1
Product: trans-hexaprenyltranstransferase
Exons: 1
Coding region: 1-1344 (447 amino acids)
Biological process (GO): ubiquinone biosynthetic process; isoprenoid biosynthetic process
Cellular component (GO): transferase complex
Molecular function (GO): prenyltransferase activity
Source: RefSeq, a predicted model, not a curated record